This is a messenger RNA of Salmo salar (Atlantic salmon), 6629 nucleotides long. The record is from RefSeq and is a predicted model, not a curated record. NCBI's taxonomy places the organism in Eukaryota, Metazoa, Chordata, Actinopteri, Salmoniformes, Salmonidae.
UGUCCUUCAGGCGGCUAAUCCCGUUGGCACAGCCUAGCUUGCUUUAAUCCUCCCACAUCGCCCAGCGCUCCGCAGCCUACACACUCUCACCGCUUCUGGGAUGACGGGCCACUGUUAAGACCCUCAGGAUGUUCAGCUGGGUGGUGAAAGGGGUUCCCCAGCCUCCUGGGAAACUAGGAGAUGAGGAGAAGACCAACGCCCCACUUGCACCAGUAAAACAAGUAACAUUCAAAGAAGAGAAGAAACAAGAAGCUCCAAAACCUGCCAAGGCCAAAGAGGAGGAGGUCGCCGAAGAGAAUGGUGGUGAGGCUGGAGUGUUGACUUGGAUCACCCAUGGCUUUGCUAAUUCUCUUCCCCAGCCUGCUGGGACACCCCGGCUAGGCAGAGCCAACACUGAGCCCUCCACCAAACAGGAGGAGAACAGGCAGGGGUCGAGAGUCAUCGGCUGGAUUGCCCAGGGAUUGGCCAGUGUGGUUCCCCAGCCUGAAUUAAAAAACAUGGAGGAGGUGGAGCCUGCAGAGACAACAGAGAUUGCAGAGGUGAUCAAGGUGCCGGAGGUUAAGAAAAAACCUACCAUUGCAGAGGUGAGCAAGGCGCCGGAGGUUAAGAAAAAACCUAGCAUUGCAGAGGCGAGCAAUGCACCGGAGGUUAAGAAAACACCUAGCAUUGCAGAAGCCAGAAAGGUGCCGGAAGUUAAGAAAACACCUAGCGUGCAUGCUAUCCAAGAUGUCCCGGAUGCAGAGCCUCUUCCUCAUAUUCCUGUGGUGGAGGUUCUGUCAGAUGAAGAGCCUCAAGAAGAGAAGGGAAUCCCACCCAGGGUGUAUGAGUGGAUCAAACAGGGUUUUGAGAAAGUGGUACCCCAGCCAGCUGACAUCAACAGAGACAUCUCAGCGAAGGCCCCCUGCCCACAGAAAGUGACCUCCAAAUCUCCGGAAACUGAAGAGGAGGCCAAAGCAAAUGAGGAGGAGAAACAGCCCAAUGUGGUGGGCUGGAUUGUUCAGGGCUUCGGUCGUAUGUUACCUCAGCCUGUCCUGACUCCCAGUGGAUCGGAGAACGCUGUGCAGAACAUCCUCAUCCUGCAAGGCCAUGAAGACAUGGUUCUGGAGGAGGUGGACCCGGAUUGGGAGGAGAAGGAGAACAAAGUGGCUCAGGGAGCGGCCCUGCUCCAGGCCUUACCCUCACUCAAACCCCAGCAGGUUCUAGAAAUGCAACAAGAAGCAGAAGAUGCAGAGACACAGACAGAGAGAUGGACUCCCCUCAUAGAGAGCAUAAAGAAAGAGGCAGAGGAGGCUGCUGUGGCGAAAGUGGAGGAGAAGCUGCAGCAGCAGUUAAACGAAGCAAGGAUGGCUGAGGAGGUGGCCAGACAGGCGGCUGAGAUGGCAGUUAGACAACUAGAGGAGGAGCAGGCCGCCAGUGCCCAGAGGGCCACAGACUCACAGCAAGAGGCUGAUGGAGAGCAACUGCCCAAUAUCCAGGAGGAAGAGAACGAGGAAGACCCUGAGUUGAAACUGCUUCACGAGAGCGACGAGAGCGUGGAGAAUAAAAGUCCAGAGAAAAAUAAAGUCAUAGAGGUUACUGCCAUUGAGAGUAUUCUGAGCGUUGAAGACAAUACUCUAAUGGAUAUUGUAGUUGCUGAAGACAAUGAGAUAUCUGACGACAACAAAGCUAAAGCUGUGGAGCCUAAAGUGGAGAAUAAGAUCACUGAAGUGGACCUGAAAAGGUGCCUGAUGGAUGUGUGUCCAGCCGAGGGGUUGCCCGAGGUUGAGGCAGAGGCGGAGUCAGUCGAACCAAGCCCCCCAGUGUCUCCCCCCAGAGAGGCCUCCCCUGAACCAGAACCAGAGCCACAAAAUAAACAGUCUCCCCCAGUGACAGAGGCCGCGGCAGUAACCGAACAGCCAGAACCAGCCGACCAGAAGGCUCCACCUACUGCCGCAACUCAGGAAGAGGAAGGUGCCGACGAAGCAGGGUGUGAAGGGAGCGUUGGUAAGGACAAAGGAGGUAAUGUGCUGCCAGUGGUUAAAGUGGAGGAUGUGGACAGAGACGUAGGGAUGGGAGGGGGUUGCAACAUCCCCCAGAUCAUCACCUCCCAGGACCCCCUGUCCAUCUCUCUGACCGUGUCUCUCGCCCCCGGGACCAAGCGCAGCAAAGCUGUGGCUGCAGAUGGCUCGCUCCUCCCGGUAGAAGAGAGAAGUGCUGAAGAGGAUGAUGUUUUUGGUGUUGAUGACUUGGAGAUGCAGACUGGCCUCCUGACUGUGGAAGAUGAGGAUCGUCCAACAUCAGCGGCCAGCUAUGGCAGUGUGAUUGUCCAAGAGAGAGUGACUACACUGGUCAAGCUGUUUAAGGCGAGGACGGUCCGCAAGAAGGAAAAACUGAUGGACCCUGACGACUCUGAGGAAGACAGCCCUCAAACCUCCCCAGCCAAGGCGCCCCCUCCCCCUCCUCCCCCAGAAGAGGCCAAGGACAUCUCAGCCCCGGUGGAGGAGGAAGAGGUGGAGGAGUACUGGGACUUCUAUGGAUACCCAAUCAAAAUCCUCAAACUUCCCAAAAUGCCCCCACUUCCUAGUUGGCUUCAAACCAUAGUGGACUUUCGUUUCCCUUCCAGCAUCGACCCUUAUACUGACCUUGUCUACGUGGUGUGGCUGUUCUUUGUGAUGAUGGCGUGGAACUGGAAUGUGUGGCUGAUCCCAGUGCGCUGGGCCUUCCCCUACCAGACUGCAGACAACAUCUACUGGUGGCUUUUUAUGGACUACACCUGUGACCUUAUUUACAUCACCGACAUCCUGGUCUUUCAGCCCCGCCUGCAGUUUGUACGCGGAGGAGAUAUUGUGUGUGACAAAAAGGACAUGAGAGACAACUACAUGACAACAGAACGAUUCAAGAUGGAUUGUAUCAGUAUGUUCCCCAUGGAGAUAUUUUACUACUUUACCGGAGUUAACUCCCUCCUCAGAUUCCCCCGCCUACUGAAGUACAUGGCUUUCUUUGAGUUCAACGACCGUUUGGAAGCAGUAAUGAAGAAAGCCUACAUCUACAGAGUGAUCCUGACCACUUCCUACCUGUUGUAUUCUCUCCACAUCAACGCCUGUCUGUUCUAUUGGGGUUCUGACUAUGAGGGGCUCGGGUCCACUAAGUGGGUCUACAACGGCAAAGGGAACAGUUAUAUCCGGUGUUACUACUUUGCUGUAAAGACCCUGAUCACCAUCGGUGGUCUCCCGGACCCAACCACCGUGUUUGAGAUCACAUUCCAGCUAGUCAACUAUUUUGUUGGCGUCUUUGCUUUCUCCAUCAUGAUUGGUCAGAUGAGAGAUGUGGUGGGGGCUGCCACAGCGGGACAGAACUACUACCGGGCCUGUAUGGACAACACCAUCAAGUACAUGACCUCCUACCACAUCCCCACAGAGGUCCAGAACCGAGUCAAGACCUGGUACGACUACACCUGGCAAAUACAGGGCAUGCUGGAUGAGCAGGAGCUGUUGAUCCAGCUGCCAGAUAAGAUGAGGAUGGACAUGGCUGUGGAUGUUAACUACUCCAUUGUGAGUAAAGUGGCCCUGUUCCAGGGCUGUGACAGACAGAUGAUCUUUGACAUGUUGAUGAGGCUCAAGUCUGUGGUCUACCUGCCUGGGGACUUUGUCUGUAAAAAGGGUGAGAUCGGCAGGGAGAUGUAUAUCAUCAAGCAGGGGGAGGUUCAGGUGGUGGGAGGACCUGAUUUGAAGACUGUGUUUGUGACAAUCAGGGCCGGCUCUGUGUUUGGAGAAAUCAGCUUGCUGGCAGGGGGCGGUGGGAACAGACGCACGGCCAAUGUGAUGGCUCACGGAUUCGCUAACCUCUUCAUCCUGGAUAAGCGGGACCUCUCAGACAUCCUGGUGCACUACCCCGAGUCCCAGAAACUCCUCCGCAAGAAGGCCAAGAAAAUGCUGACGAAGGAUCAGAAGCCAGAGGAAAAGGCAGAGGCGAAGGAGACUGCCGAGGUGAUCCCAGACAGGCCAGAGACCCCCAAGCUGUUCAAAGCAGCCCUGGUGGUUACAGAGCAGGCAGGCAUUAAGGGCACCUUCGCCAAGCUGAAAGAGGGCUACAAACCUGCCGAGACUGAGUCCUCUGGCCUCCCCAUAUCUCCUCCCUCCCCGAUGGUGCACCAUCGCUCCCCCAUCGCCCCUACAGAUGCCCGGGUCGAGGAUGACGAAGAUGCAGUUUCCGAGACGACCGACAGCAUGAUGCUCAUCCGCAUGACACGCCAUCACGAAGGCGAGGAGCUCCUGUCUGUUGAGCAGAAGCCUGGAGAUGAAGAGGAGGAGAUGGAGAAGAAGUAGAAGGAGACCGAGAAGGAAAUUGACAGAAAGAGAGGGGAAGAAAUGUUGUGAUCACCCACUACUCUUCUGUGUAUAUAUUGACUGAGAUUUCAGACCAAAAAAAUAAAUAACAUUAUUUCUCUAUUACCGCGUUCACUUCAUGUCAGAAACUCUGGAUCUCCGAGUCAAAAUGAACGUAAGUUAUAUGCGUAGAGCUUCCUAUUGGCAGAUUCUGAUACUUCCCAAGUGGGAAACUCGGGUAUCAUCUUUCUAUAACGAGUAAGCAAGUCGGAAAUUUUUGAGUUUCCGACAUGACGUGAACACGGCAUAUGUCCCCCUCGGGAAAGUUCACUUUACAGAGUUAUCCUUUCAUAUUCUGGGAUAUUUUGUGUGCCCCUUCUGUCCCUCACUCUCUCGUGGUCUCACUGUUGUGUGUGUUAAAUGCGUUUUAGUACCUUAAAGCGGCAAUUAGCAGUUGAAACAAUAACGUGUACUUCCUGUCCCUUUUACGGUAAAAAGCUGAGGGAUGGUGCUGAAGAAAUGUAACCACUGUCAAAUUCAUAGAGCUAUGGAUGGAAGGAUUGACCAUCUAUGAUAUCAAAAGGUAGUGUUAUGCAUAUUUUGAGGCUAUAUAGUCGUUGUUUACAGUUUGCUUUGUUCACAAACAUUGAAGUAAAACAAGCUUAUAUUUUGGGUUCUGAAACGGUAUGGCAGUUGAACUAAACUCAUGAGACAUUUAUAAGUUAUAUUCUGCAAGAAUUAAUGGGAAAAUAUUAUUCAUGUAUAUGUUCAAAAAUGUAUGUAGCGACUGCAGAUUGCCCCUUUAAUCCUUAUUGAUGCUUCAUAAUCCUAUAGAGCCUUUAUGGUUAUAAAACUCCAUUACCCAGGGGGCUUAGCUCCAGGUCUGCUACUGCUUCCUGCUUCUAAGUACUGCCACACUCCCCUAGGACCUGUGACAGAGGCAAUAUGGCCUUAACCAAAACCUAGAUGUUGCUGGUUUCCAUAUUUCUUUAGCCAUUCCUUUUUAAAAGAGAGGCCAUUUUCUUUUGUAGUCUGUUUCACAGGAGUGAACACUAGUCUUUGACUCUACUAGUAUGUUUAGCAUUUAAUCUUUGGGGAAUCAUCUGUGUGUCUCUUAUCUUUUUCUUCGUAUUUGAACUAAGAGUGAGUGGUCCUCUGUUGGUUUUCUUUGGUGCCGUGACGCAUCACACUAGUCGAAAUCUGAUUAGCUGAUUCAGGGUCAUGCCAUGUGUCCUGUCUGACACAGCAGGAGCACAAAUGGGUUUCAAUGAUUUUACUGAGUUACUGUGUUUCGAGGUCAGAGAGAGAGUGUGUGUGUGUGUGUGUGUGUGUGUGUGUGUGUGUGUGUGUGUGUGUGUGUGUGUGUGUGUGUGUGUGUGUGUGUGUAAAAUGUGGAAAUGAGCGUGUAUGAGCAGGAAGAGGUGCAGAAAGUCAGAGGAAGUGUUCAUUGUGUCCGUCUCAACCAAACGGGAAAAGGCAGAAUAAAAAGGCGGGAACAAAACAACGCUGAGCAAGCCUCAGAACUAUCCUCUGUCCAAUGCUGUGCUUACAUCUCAGGGUGUGAUGAAGUGUGUACUUGCUUGUGGUCGGAGUCACAUUUUAACUGAUGUUACAGUUAACUUUCCAACCCCUUCCCAUAUCUAUCAGUGACCUUAAGUCAUAGUGGGUUCUUUUUACACACCGUAGCAUACUUCAGCCAUAAAAAGAUGCCUAGGUGCUAUUAGAAGAAUUAGGGCUAGAUUCAAUCCCUAUCGCAGAAGUAGGAUAUCGAGGAAGAUCUGCGUUAAAUGAUCCCGCAUUCGCGGAUACUAGAUUCACGGUAAACGCUGCAUAUGUCGGCUCAAUCGAAAAUGACCUUUACAUUUUUAACGUGGAUCUUCCUAGAUACUUCCGUGAUACGGAUUGAAUCCAGCCCUUAAGCGUAACGCUCAGGGAUUAUGCCCAUAUUUCAUGUUUUUUACGAGACCGUUUUUAACGUGGCUAUAUAUCAGUCGACUGGACGUGCUUUUCUGUGUCAUUUUCAACUGAGAAAGUAUCAUUUUGAACCAUUUUGGAAAUGAAAGCUUGUGAAUCCAAAGUCAAGCAUUUAUAUAUAUUUGUUGUUGUUGUUGUUGUUUAGUGUUUAAAUAAUAUCUUUGGAACCAACAGCUGAAUAAAGCUGGCUAUGUAAACUCCCUUGUUGGAUUCAGAUAGAUUUUUGAUAAUGAAGAAUGUUUUACAGAUGACAAUUUGCCUAGUAUUGUAAUAGGUAUGGUGAAUGCAUAUGUAAGCUGCUUGUAAACAAUAAAAAUAUUGCGCUUACUGAAGAUUGUGUAAAGUGUGAGA